Ipomoea nil (Japanese morning glory) is the source of this 1947-nucleotide messenger RNA. Its product is annotated as ATP-dependent DNA helicase PIF1-like. Lineage: Eukaryota; Viridiplantae; Streptophyta; Magnoliopsida; Solanales; Convolvulaceae. The transcript is spliced from 3 exons. The record is from RefSeq and is a predicted model, not a curated record. Gene Ontology annotation, molecular function: DNA helicase activity. Gene Ontology annotation, biological process: telomere maintenance; DNA repair. The coding region runs from base 1 to 1947 and encodes 648 amino acids.
AUGACUUUUGAGGGAGUAAAGUAUCCAAGUUUUAGAGAUGCAUGUUAUGCACGGGGGCUACUUGACGAUGACAAAGAAUAUAUUGAUGCAAUAAAUGAGGCAAGUCAUUGGUCAACUGCACAAGCCAUGAGGAAAUUGUUUGUCAUACUCUUGACAUCGAACUUGGUUAUUAGGCCGGAAAAUGUUUGGAAUGCCGUGUGGCAACAUCUGUCAGAGGAUGCACAGUUUAAUAGACGAAGAGUCUUACAGAAAGAAGACUUGAUAUUAUCAGAUGACGAUAAGAAGAAUUUAUGUUUGAUUGAAUUGGAGAAAUUGCUACAGUUGUACAACAAGUCUUUGAAAGACUACCCUCAAAUGCCAUUACCAAACUUCGAUGAUGCAUGGUUGGUUGAUAAUAGAUUGUUGUUUGAGGAACUGGCUUAUGAUCGUGAAGCUUUACAUGAAGAGAGUCAAAUGAUGGAAAGACAAUUAACUGACGAACAAACCAUAGUAUAUGAAACAAUCUUGGGAGAUGUAUCCUUGAACAACGGUGGAUUGUUUUUUGUGUACGGUUAUGGUGGAACCGGGAAAACAUUUGUUUGGAAGGCUUUGUCUGCAAAAUUGCGAUCUAAAGGUGAUAUCGUCAUCAAUGUUGCCUCAAGUGGUAUAGCCUCAUUACUUCUAACUGGAGGACGAACUGCUCACUCCAGAUUUGCAAUACCAAUUUCUUUAAAUGAAGAUUCAACGUGUAAUAUCAAUCAAGGUAGCCACCUCGCAGAAUUAAUUGUAAAGACAAAGUUAAUAAUUUGGGACGAAGCACCGAUGAUGCACAAGCACUGUUUUGAAGCAUUAGAUAGAACAAUGAGGGAUUUGAUGCGAUUCCACGAUCCGCUUAGUGCUGAAAAGACAUUUGGUGGCAAGACUGUUGUAUUUGGGGGUGACUUUAGGCAAAUAUUGCCUGUUAUACCUAAAGGUACAAGGCAAGAUAUUGUAUCAGCUACCAUAAAUUCUUCUUAUCUUUGGGAUACAUGUAAAGUUCUUAGGUUAACAAAGAAUCUCCGAUUAAAUAGAAUGGACCCCGAGGUUGAUCUACAACAAGUUGAAGAUUUUGCAGAAUGGCUUGCAUCUAUCGGAGAUGGAACAAUGGGAGGUCCAAAUGAUGGUUAUGCAAAUGUUAACAUCCCACAGGAAAUGUUGUUGCCAUCUACCGGUGACCAUAUAGCAACAAUUGUAGAUAGUACAUUCCCAAUGUUCAAAAAUGGUGGAUGUGACCAUAGCUACCUUGAAAGUCGAGCAAUAUUGGCUCCAACACUUGAUGUUGUUAACGCCAUAAAUGAGUAUAUGAGUCAGUUGCAUGUAGCUGAGAGCAAGACUUAUUUCAGUUGCGACACAGUUUGUAAGUCUGAUUCAAGCAACGGUAUCCUUUCAGAUGUGCACACUCCUGAGUUUCUAAAUGGAUUGCGAGCAUCUGGUAUCCCUAACCAUGCAUUAACUCUAAAGGUGGGAUCCCCUGUAAUGUUAUUGAGGAAUAUAGACCACUCGCUUGGUUUAUGCAAUGGUACGAGGUUGGUCAUCACUAGGUUAUCGGACCAUGUUGUGGAAGCAAAAAUUGUGACUGGUAACAGCUCUGGUACAAUGGUUUUAAUACCUAGGAUGUCAAUGACCCCAUCAGAUCCAAGAUUGCCAUUCAAAUUCCAAAGAAGACAAUUCCCUCUUAUGUUGUCGUACGCAAUGACCAUAAACAAAAGUCAAGGACAGACACUGUCUCAUGUAGGUUUGCUGUUGAAGAAACCAGUGUUUGUACAUGGUCAAUUGUACGUUGCUGCGUCUAGAGACGUUACACUGGUUUACAUUCCAUCUCCUGGAAUGGGUCACCUUGUUUCUGCUGUGGAAACAGCAAAGCUCCUUCUACAAACACAACAUCAACUCUCCAUUUACAAUCUUGCUCCUGAAUAUGCCUGCAAUUGA